Molecule: messenger RNA, 994 nt
Organism: Camellia sinensis
Lineage: Eukaryota; Viridiplantae; Streptophyta; Magnoliopsida; Ericales; Theaceae
Source: RefSeq, a predicted model, not a curated record
AUUAGCCACGUCGCGACGAAGUUAGCUAUUUCAGCCACGUCCCGACAAAAAUGCAUUUCACAGGUAUGGGAGAGGCUUGGUCGUGUAAAUUUACCCAAAUGCCCCGAUAGGUUAAACUCUCUUCCAUCUGCAGGACAAGCCUCAGAUUGAACCCAAUACACCCUUCGCAAAGCAGAAGAGAAGAAGAACGGAGCUAUCUAACGGCAUCUGAGCGACCUUGGCAGAGGAAAUCGCCACUGGAGUACGCAUCCGCGGUGGCGAACAACAACGAAGCCUCUCAAACUCAAACCGAUCUGCAGUAAUGGCUUCCACACGUACUUCGCCUCGUAACCACUCGAAAAGCAAAGGCGUUGUCACUGACAAGUCAAGCAGUCUUGAAGAGACACAAAAUCAGUUAAGCCACAAGGCGUCAUGGGACAGUAACUCAGUCCGAGUUUUCCUCCAGUUGAUUGCAAAUGAGAUUAGUAAAGGAAAUCGCCCAUUCUUAGUCUUCAGCCAAGCAGGGUACAAGUCAUUGGCAAGGAAAUUUGAGAAAAAAAUAGGAAAAAAACAUGGACUGAAACAGUUGAAGAAUAAGUACAUGACCUUGAAAAAAGAGUGGCAAGCGUGGACAAAGUUGAUGGAUUCAAGCAAGGGAGUGUCCGGGAUAGGCUUUGACUAUGACAUCGGGUUGUUUCAGGCACCUGACGAGUGGUGGGACAAGAUGGAAUCAAUCAACAAGGCGUGUGCGAAGUUCAGGAAAAAAACUUUGGAACAUCGUGACUUGAUGGAGACGGUCUUCAUGGGGGCAUCAGCUACUGGGAAGCAUCAUUGGACCCCAGGAGAGAACCUUCCCGAACCUACUGAGGACUCAUCUGAUUCAAUCAACAAGGUGUGUGCGAAGUUCAGGAAGAAAACGUUGGAACACCGUGACUUGAUGGAGACGGUUUUUAUGGGGGCAGCAGCUACUGGGAAGCACCAUUGGAAAACAUGGACUAAAACAGUUGAAGAAUAA